Molecule: messenger RNA, 4451 nt
Organism: Chelmon rostratus (copperband butterflyfish)
Lineage: Eukaryota; Metazoa; Chordata; Actinopteri; Chaetodontiformes; Chaetodontidae
Gene: bcas3
Product: BCAS3 microtubule associated cell migration factor
Exons: 24
Coding region: 119-2926 (935 amino acids)
Biological process (GO): response to starvation; autophagy
Cellular component (GO): cytoplasm
Molecular function (GO): protein binding
Source: RefSeq, a predicted model, not a curated record
AAAUCUAGUCUGUUUGUGUUUUGACGUUUUUGUAAAGCGUUCUGCAGACCACUACACAAGUCUACAAGCAAGGACAAAAUCAGCGUUCUGUAACCGGGAUAAAAAAAGAGGAGACAAAAUGGCAUCGGACUCUCCACGCAGACCUAGUCGCUGUGCUGGAGGGGUUCUGGUUCGUGCACAAGCUGCUACGGAGCAGUCUUACAUGGAAAGUGUGGUGACCUUUCUGCAGGAUGUGGUCCCCCAGGCAUAUACUGGGGCUCCCCCAACAGAUGAAAAAGAGAAAAUCAUUUGGGUUCGAUUCGAGAAAGCUGACAUCAACGACACUGCCCGCAAUCCGGAGUUUAUGGAGAUGCACAGCGGCACUACUGACCCUCCUCUCUGCCUCAUGAUUGGCUACACUGACGGGAUGCAGAUCUGGACCGUAUCUCUGGCAGGGGAAGCCCAAGAGCUGUUCUCAGUGCGCCACGGUCCUGUGCGAGCUGCUCGCAUCCUGCCGGCUCCUCAUAUCAGUCCUCUGAAGACAGACAGUUUUGCUGACAAGAGGCCCCUGCUGGGGGUUUGCAAGAGUACUGGGUCCUCUGGGACAAGCCCUCCCUACUGUUGUGCUGACCUGUAUUCUCUACGGACAGGGGAAAUGGUCAAAUCAAUUCAGUUCAAGACGCCCAUCUAUGAUCUCCACUGCAACAAACAUAUUCUUGCUGUGAGCCUGCAGGAGAAGAUUGCUGCAUUUGACAGCUGCACCUUCACUAAGAAGUUCUUUGUUACGAGCUGCUACCCCUGCCCCGGCCCCAACCUCAAUCCAAUAGCUCUGGCAAGCCGCUGGUUGGCCUAUGCUGAGAACAAGUUGAUCAGAUGUCACCAGUCUCGUGGAGGAGCUUGCGGUGACAAUGCACAGUCCUAUACGGCCACAGUGAUCAAUGCAGCCAAAACUUUAAAAACAGGCUUGACAAUGGUGGGUAAAGUUGUCACCCAGUUGGCAGGCACCCUCCCAGCAGGCACUCCGGACGAGGAGGGUACGCCUCACAGUGCGAGCCGCCGCAGCCCCCACAACCCCGGUGUGGUCACCAUCAUUGACACACACAGUGUCGGUGAAGGACAGGUCUUGGUGAGUGAGGACUCGGACGGAGAAGGAGUGGUGGCUCACUUCCCAGCUCAUGACAAACCCAUAUCCUGCAUGCAAUUCAACCCCAGUGGAAUGCUGCUGGUGACUGCCGACACUCUGGGCCACGAUUUUCACGUCUUCCAGAUUCUCACCCACCCAUGGGCGUCCUCACAGAGCGCUGUUCACCACCUCUACACCCUGCAUCGUGGGGAAACUGAGGCCAAGGUCCAGGACAUGUGCUUCAGCCAGGACAGUCGCUGGGUAGCCAUCAGCACCCUCCGUGGCACCACCCACGUAUUUCCCGUCAACCCUUACGGUGGUGCACCCUGUGCCCGCACGCACAUGUCCCCACGGGUGGUCAACCGGAUGUCUCGCUUCCAAAAGAGCGCUGGCCUGGAGGAGAUCGAACAGGAGCUGAACAGGGCAGCUGCGUUAGGAGGAGGAGCAAGUGGAGGAGGCAUAGGAGGAGGUGGCUGCAUCCUGGGUGGAGGAGGAGGCAUCGGAGGCCGCUGUAGCCCCAUACCUGGUCUGUCUAGUAGCCCCUCUGGGUCUCCACUGCACGCCAAGCUGAGCAGCCAGGAUUCCUACAACAACUUCACCAACAACAACAUGGGGAACCCGCGGCUGUCCCCGCUGCCCAGCCUCACGGUGGUGCUGCCUCUGGCUCAGAUCAAACAGCCCAUGACCCUGGGCACCAUCACCAAACGCACUGGCAAAGCCAAACCACCCCCUCAGAUCUCCCCGAGCAAGUCCAGUGGAGGAGAGUUCUGUGUGGCUGCCAUCUUUGCCUCAUCUCGCUCCUGGUUCAUCACCAACCCCAACAUGAAAAGAGAGAAAGACCAGUCCAGGCAGUCGGUUGUCGACUCGCUGUAUAUCAUCAGUUGCUAUGGUAAUCUGGUGGAGCAUGUCCUGGAGCCUCGACCAAUUAGCACUGCUCAAAAGAUUAGCGAUGACACACCUUUGGAGCUCAGCACCUGUCCAAGGGCCUGCUGGACUCUUGCCAGGACUCCACAGUGGAAUGAGCUGCAACCACCCUUCAACUCCAACCACCCCUUGGUGUUGGCCUCAGACCUGGUGCAGUACUAUCAGUAUCUCCUGGCUGCAAUGCCCCCAGGAAGCCCAGGCCCAAUCACGCGUCAUGAGUCUUCAGACAGCCUGGCGUCGGACCACAGUGGCCAGGAGGAUGAGGAGUGGCUCUCUCAGGUGGAGAUUGUGACCCAUACAGGGCCCCACCGGCGCCUGUGGAUGGGCCCCCAGUUUCAAUUUAAGACCAUUCACCCUUCAGGCCAGACCACAGUCAUCUCCUCCUCAUCCUCAGUCCUUCAGUCCCAUGGCCCCACUGAUGUCCAACAGCCCCUUUUGGACUUUGACACAGACGACCUGGAUCUACACAGCCUCAGGAUCCAGCCAGUACGUUCAGAGCCAGUCAGCAUGCCCGGCUCGUCGCGGCUGGUGCCAGAUCGGAGAGGACAGUCCAACAUCAUGGACACAGGAUCAGGUCCGUUCGAUGGGCGUGGUGUGACCCUGCUGGAAGUUUGUGGUAGCUGGCCGGAAAGCUUCGGCGUACCGAGGCACAACGUUGGCUCAGCUGACGCCACCGAUGAAGGCCUCCGGGAGAGGCUGGCCGACGCCAUGUCUGAGUCCCCCUCCAGGGAUAUAGUAGGAUCUGCUACAGAGCUGCAGAGGGAGGGCAGCAUUGAGACCCUCAGCAACAGCUCGGGUUCCACCAGCGGCAGCAUCCCGCGCAACUUCGAGGGCUACCGCUCCCCCCUGCCCACCAACGAGAGCCAGCCGCUCAGCCUCUUCCCCACCAACUUCCCCUAGAGUCCCACCUCCCGUCCAGGAGCGACCACCGCCGUCCAGCCCGCCUGCCCCACCUGCCUGCCUCCCCCAUAUGUGUCCACGCAGCAUCACACUGGAACGCUGAUGUGUUGGACUGAAACCAAAUCGAGUCCAGGAUUUCUGUUUCUCUGGGCCUUGUGUUUUGUGUUUUUCUCUUCUCUCAGCUGGUCACAAAUGAGUGUGAUCCCAGCUACACACAGUGUUAAUAUUUUAUUUCUCGGGUAUUUUUCUGAGGCUGUCAUUGGCUGUAGUUUGUGGAGAUUUCCAGUCAUUUUUAAUUUGGCCAUUCUCAUGACUCAAAUAAUAAUCACUCUAAAAAUGAAAAUGAUUUAGUGUUCACCCUCAAACUGCAUUGUGUCAUUUAAGAGUGAAAACACAGAGGCAAAUUUAUUGUAGGCUUUUGGAAACUAAUUUAUUUGAAGGUUAAGUGUUGCUGAGCAAUUAACGAAAUCUAAAGUACAGAAAAAUACAAUCUCAUCAAAGCAGAGUAUUUUAAUACAGCUGUGAUCAGGAAGGGAUGUUCUUUGUUUUGUCAGAUUUCUAUAGCAGACCAGUAUCAGCCCUGCACAUCUACCUAACCCCGCCUGUUACCUUGUUGUGUUAGUCAGAAGCCAGUUGACACGGAUGUUGUUGGAGACCGGCUGCAGCUGAUGUCUGCUGUUUCCUCGGCCCACCAUCAUUCUCUGAGUGUGUUUGAAGCUUUACGGUGUGCCUGUUGUCUGAAUGAGCCAUAAGAAAGGGAGUUCAAACAGAGGAAAAAUGUUUAUUCCAGUCAGUGACGUGUAGCAGCUCCUUUUCCCUCCGUGUGUGUGUGUUUGCUGCUCCCGUGGCCUCUUGCUAAAUGUUUUUGAUUAAAUUUGGUCCUCUCAUGCCUUUGAUUUUCACGUAAUUACAUUUGACAAAAGAUUCAGUAAUGAGAUGACACUAUUACUACGUUGCUGAAGUAAUUUAGAUGUUUACAGUGUAAUUCAGAUAUGUUUCUACCCUCAUUUAGAUAUAUUCCCCGCUUGGCCUUUCCAGAGAGUAAAUUUUAAUUGAGCGGAGUAAUAGAGGCACGUGUAGCCGUCAUGCUGUAUUUUGUACAUCAGCCACUUUUGACCAAAAUCUUUUCUCUGCCUCUAGUUGUAGAUCUCUAAAAAUGUAUUUUCCUUAAAUGUACUAGCUUUGCCCGUAGGAGAUUGACUUUGAUAAUCAGAAAUUUCUUUAUUAGACACACUUUGCCUGUUAGCUUGUCCUCGGCAGAAUCUUUGGUGAAAUAUUGACAUGCACUAUUUACAGAGUCACCUUAGAAAACUCGUUAAAUGAUUAUAGUAGUGAACAAUCCCACACGCCUGAGUGUUGUUGGACUGGCUGCAUGUCAUGUUGGCCUGCUCGGCCACUGAAUGAGGGCAUGAAUCUGGAUGUUUUAACUCAGAGCAAAUGCUUGUUGUUGAUGGUAAGAUUAGAUUUGUAAAAUACUGACUUCUUUUCCCAGCAUUCAUGCAAGAAAAGAGCAUAAUAAAAACCA